Messenger RNA from Anastrepha obliqua, 415 nucleotides. RefSeq lists its product as uncharacterized. Bases 57 to 239 code for a protein of 60 amino acids. The transcript is spliced from 2 exons. NCBI's taxonomy places the organism in Eukaryota, Metazoa, Arthropoda, Insecta, Diptera, Tephritidae. The record is from RefSeq and is a predicted model, not a curated record.
UAUUGAAGCUACGCGGUCUUUACAUAGUGAAAGAAGAAACAAAGAAAAACUCCAAAAUGAAGUUCUUGCUUUUGACAAUCUUUGUGUGCUGCGUCCUUUUCUGCGCCGUCAAUGCUGUGCCUGUGGAGGAGGCCAUACCUGAGGGCAUUGAGGGUGCUCGCGACACUAUUGAACCUACCGAUGAUAAGAGCGUUCUGUUGAAGCUGAAGUUGCUGAAGAAGUUGUUGUUUUUGGGUUAAUCCAAUGCCAUCAUGUAUACAGUUAUUUUGUAAGAUUAAAAACUAAGAAACAAAAAUCAGCCAUAUCACACACACCAACAUCCUAUUUUAACGAUCCUUUAUUAAGCUAUUAGCUACGAUAACGCUAAGUAAAAUUUUUUGGACAUCACUUCAAAUACUCUAAAUAAUAUACUAUU